This is a messenger RNA of Staurois parvus, 337 nucleotides long. NCBI's taxonomy places the organism in Eukaryota, Metazoa, Chordata, Amphibia, Anura, Ranidae. The record is from the annotation of a GenBank genome assembly.
UGGAGCAGGGGUCAGCAAGUUAAGUGUCAUUGGUGACAGUGGGAUGAAUAGUGCCCCAUCAUUGGUGUCACUGAUACUAAUGGUGUCCAUUGGUGUCAGUGGGAGGAAUAGUGCCCCAUCAUUGGUGUCAGUGGGAAGAAGAAUAGUGCCCCAUCAUUGGUGUCAGUGGGAGGAAUAGUGCCCCAUCAUUGGUGUCAGUGGGAGUAAUCGUGCCCCAUCAUUGGUGUCACUGGGAGUAAUCGUGCCCCAUCAUUGGUGUCAAUGGGAGGAAUAGUGCCCCAUCAUUGGUAACAGUGGGGGAAUAGUGCCCCAUCAUUGGUGUCAGUGGGAGUAAUCG